This is a messenger RNA of Mycena citricolor, 2910 nucleotides long. The record is from the annotation of a GenBank genome assembly. Lineage: Eukaryota; Fungi; Basidiomycota; Agaricomycetes; Agaricales; Mycenaceae.
AUGUCUCGAGCUGACGAAGAGCAGGCUGACAAAGGAGAGGUCGAAAAAUCACAGUCUGACGAAUUCCAGACCGACGAGUCGCAGUCCAACGAAUCGCAGUCCGACGAAUCGCAGUCCGACGAAUCACAGACCGACGGAUCACAUGCCGACGAAGCACACGCCGACGAAGCACACUUCGAGCGCGAGAGGGCGAGCGGGAACAAGCUCUGGAGCGUCUACAUCUCGGAGGCGCAAAACUACGAUCAGGGUCUCAUCGAUGGCUGGCGCAGUGAGAUGGAUGGUCUGCUGAUCUUUGCCGGUCUCUUCUCGGGAGUCGUCACCACAUUCAUCAUUGACAGCUACAAAACGCUGAAUCCCGACUCGGGCAGCCAGACUGUCGUGCUGCUCAGCCAGACCGUUGCACUCCUCAGCCAGAUAUCGCACCAGCUGGCGAACAUGGACAACGGCACAGCGGUGACGGACGCACUCCCUCCCGCCGCUCCCUUCUCGCCCCCGAUCUCGUCUAUCAUAUGCAACGUACCGUGGUUCACCAGCCUCGCGCUGAGCUUGUCGAGUGCCCUCGUCGCGACACUCGUCAAGCAGUGGGCCCGGGAGUACCAGCACCGGACUACCAUGUUCUCCUCCAUCUCGAUCCGGUCGCGCGUGUACAUGUAUCUUUACUACGGCUUGCGCCGCUUCAAUAUGCAUCUCGUUGUUGGCGUUCCCCCGCUUCUCCUGCACGCGUCGCUGGUUCUGUUCUUUGCGGGUCUGGUGGCCUUUCUGGUGCCCGUCAACGUCGUCAUCUUCGCCGUGACAUCUGCUCUGCUGUUCCUCUUUGUCGCAGUCUACGGGACAUUCACCGCACUUCCACUGCUCUUCUUCGACUGUCCGUACCAGACACCCCUCACACGGAUCCUCUGGUCGCUGAACCAGAACUUUGGAAGCGCGCUGAGGGCUUAUAUCCGAAGAGCAGCGGCUGUUUCCUGUACCCAAAGGGCAGCGGCUGUUUGGAGGAGAGCCCCUGCGACGGACGCCGAAAAAGCUGCCCGAUCUACUGCGACGAACUCCCGGGGCUCUGCCGGACCUUCAGCCCCUGCAGACACUGGUCCGCAGUCCCAGAGCAUGGUGGACGCCCUGAGAUCAGAAGCCCUGCAAUCCACUGUCGAGACGGAGACGCGGGCCCUUGCGUGGACCGUGCGCUCGCUCUCUGACGAUCGGGAGCUUGAGCCGUUUGUGGAGGGGCUCCCCCAGACGCUGUGGGAUUUCGAUAAAAACAAGCCUCGCAGCAUCUACCGGGCGCAGUUCCUGAGCUUGUUGCAGGAUCCGGAAGUCCAUCUCGGCCGGCGUCUUGCCGACUUCAUGGCUGGCUCCAACAGCAAUCUGCUCGAGCGCAGGGACCGCGUCCGCCGCCAGAUCUCCGUGCUCCGGGCCAUCUGGGCCACCUGCGCGUUCGCUCUCCACACGGGGUCGCCUCUGCAUAGUCCCAUCGGAGAAGCCGGCGCCGAGCAAGCGCUGCUCAGCUCGAAGUUUAUUGACUCUGACGACGUGCAGAGCAUGAUCCCUGACGUGUCCGCCCUGAUCCGUCUGAACAUGCUCGAGUCUCGGAGCCGGGAACAGGCUGCUACGCCCCCCAGCGACUCCGCCGGUGAGAUCCGUGCCGCAGGGGAGGAGCAACGGCAAGCGGCGUACGCGGAUUAUCUGGUGGUGCUUUCCAAAUGCGCUGCCGGCUUCCAGCGGGAUGCGACCAAUCAACCGCACUCCACAAAAGUGUACGACUAUAGAACCCUGCAUCACGCUCUCGAAAAGCUGAUCGAUUCGGCGUUGUACAAGACGGCGGGCGAGAGAGCGGACAACGUCGUGUUUGCUGCUCGCCUGAUGAUCAGCCCGUUCGCCCAGAUAUCGAAGUAUCCCCAUUGGCCGCUGUGGGGUCUUGGGCCGUUCCUUGUCCGCCAUCCGUCCCUCGCCACCUCCGACCCGGAAUUCGACUCUAAGCAUCAUUACACCCGAUUCCUGUGCCAUAAGAUAUGCAAGAACUUGAAGUACCGAGACAACCCACAGGAAUCCGUCGACGCGCUCCAGCUGAUUUAUCGGAGAUUGCUCGAGUCCGAUGGGCCACCGAAUGACUUUGAGACCCAUCUUCGGGUCCUGCGCACUCUGCGCGCUGAAGCGGCGGCCGUCCGCACACACCGUUUGGCUGCCAUCGUCCAGUCCGUCGUGCUCAAAUGUUUUGGGCUCAGGGAUUUGUCGGAAUGGGAGCGAUGGCUGAGUAUCUUCGAUGAUGCGCAAUGGUUCCGCUCCGUGCUCGGCCUGGACAACGAUAAACGGACGGAGCAGGCAUCGGCACAGCAAAUUUACGACUGUGCGCGUGUGUGCAUGUGGACCACGCUCCUCGAGCAGUGUACUGCAGCCCGGAGUCCGGGUCGAACGGAGCACGACAGGGACUUGGAGACGCUCAAAUUGGUGCACGCAUUCACCCGCAUGUCUGCGGUGAUCCCGACUAGACUGCAACGUCGAUUCGCCCGCGCCGCCUCCGGGUUCAUCCGCAGAUAUCCCAGGGACUGUUUUGCGGAUGAUCAUGCGCUCUUUUGGGUGCUUUUCUAUGCCGUCAAUCGGCACUACGGGUGGAUGGCCAAUGUGGAUGCAUUGCGCGUCCUGGACACGGCUCUGUUGGAGGCGCAGACGGAAGAUCAGCACGAAUCACACCAGAGAAAUGCUGAGCUGUUCCGUGGACAGAUGCAGAACCGACUCCAUCCCGAGGACAUUUUUACCGCCUUUGUCUCGCUUGUGAGUGACGGGGAGCGAAGGGACUGAGUGAACAGGGGGAGUCAUUUCCGAUUCAUCUAGCCUGCAAUCAGUAUGUAGGAUGAGAUCCUGUUCAGUGCCCCGAGUACGAACGCCGCUUCUGCGUCUUGGUGUCGAACCCGGGCAACA